Molecule: messenger RNA, 3099 nt
Organism: Etheostoma spectabile (orangethroat darter)
Lineage: Eukaryota; Metazoa; Chordata; Actinopteri; Perciformes; Percidae
Product: sodium/hydrogen exchanger 9B2
Exons: 13
Coding region: 365-2056 (563 amino acids)
Biological process (GO): proton transmembrane transport
Cellular component (GO): membrane
Molecular function (GO): antiporter activity
Source: RefSeq, a predicted model, not a curated record
AGAUGUCUAGCUAACGUUAGAUUGUUACCGAUGCCAGUUGGAUAGGUAUGUUGUUGACAGUUGCUAGUUAACUCUAACCUACUUGCCCAAGCAUCCGCUAGCUAGCUAGAUGUGCCAUAUGGUCGAGCUGUAACGCUAAUCAUUGAUUAGUGUGGUCAGUGUGAUCACAAGUGGAUUAACCGACGUCUGUUGCCAUAAGCUAUGGAAGCCCAUUUCGGCCAAUGCUAUAACACAGAUCCUGAGCCUUCAGUCAAAGGCAGACAUACUGAAGCAGAAGUGAAAGAACUGCCCAUCAGCGGCCAACCCCACCCCUUGGCUUGAUGCACUGUGAGAGAGAAGUGAGAGCACCAGAAAAACUGUAGCCAUGGAGGACACUCAGCCCAAGCCUGCUACCCCGGGGCCCAGCCGUGCACCCAGUCCGGCACCUAGUCCAGCACCCAGUCCACUGCUGGACAUCAUUUCUUUUCCUGCAGCAAACCAUGUGGAGCACCUAAAUGUAAACCAGAUCCAGUUUGUGGUACGGCGCAGCUCUAGUCCACAUGCCACAGAAGAGACCACCUAUUUUAUUCCUCGAAACCCUGUGGUGGAUGCUGGCACUAACACAGACCCACCAGUGGUCUGCUGCCCCUUGCUCCACAGAUUCUGCCCUUGUCCACCAAGAGGCCUUCUGGCCUCUCUCAUUACUAAAGUCCUUCUGGCAGCUGUGCUCUUUGGAGUGGUGUGGUCUAUCACCGAGGAUCAGUGUCUUCCAGGGGGUAACCUGUUUGGCAUCACGAUCCUCUUCAUCUGUGCACUCAUCGGUGGCAAAGCAGUGGCUCUCAUCCAUCUUCCCAAACUUCCACCGUUCCCACCUCUCCUUGGUAUGCUGCUGAUGGGGUUCACGCUGAGAAACAUCCCAGUUAUAACAGACGGGGUGUACGUUGACUUCAAAUGGUCUGCAUCACUGAGGAACAUCGCUCUGGCCAUCAUUCUGGCCAGAGCUGGUCUUGGGUUGGACCCGACGGCUCUGAGGAGACUGAAAUCUGUGUGCAUACGUGUGGCCGCUGGGCCCUGCAUUAUAGAGGCUUGCACCACAGCUGUGGUGUCGCACUUCCUAAUGGGCUUGCCCUGGGUUUGGGGCUUCAUCCUUGGCUUCGUGCUGGGCGCUGUGUCUCCAGCAGUGGUGGUUCCCUCCAUGCUGAUGCUGCAGAAGGAUGGUUACGGCGUGGAGCAGGGCAUCCCUACCCUGCUGAUGGCUGCAGGCAGCUUUGACGACAUUCUUGCCAUCACGGGGUUCACCACAUGCUUGGGCAUGGCGUUUGCCACAGGAUCCACUUGGUGGAACCUCCUGCGAGGUGUGAUGGAGGUGUGUGGAGGGAUGGUUGCUGGGAUUCUUCUAGGCUUCCUCAUCCAGUACUUUCCUAGUGUUGACCAGAAACAUUUAGUAAUUAAGCGAUCCUUCUUGGUGCUGGGUCUGUCUGUCUUUGCCGUGUUCGGCAGCGGUGUGGCUGGGUUUCCUGGCUCUGGAGGCCUCUGCACCCUGGUGUUGGCAUUCCUGGCUGGCCUCGGCUGGGGGUCAGAAAAGGCACGUGUGGAGGAAGUGGUGGGGUGGGCGUGGGACGUGUUUCAGCCUCUACUCUUUGGACUAAUAGGGGCAGAAAUUCGAAUCUCUGAGCUGAAGGGACUCACAGUUGGUCUGGGUACAGCCACUCUGCUCAUUGCCCUGCUGGUUCGAAUCCUGUUCACCUUUGUCUGUGUGUUGUGUGCGGGCUUUAACAUGAAGGAAAAAGUGUUCAUAGCCCUAGCAUGGAUGCCCAAAGCUACAGUACAGGCAGCUAUAGGCUCAACAGCUUUAGACAUGGCCAGGACAAAGGAGGACAAGGUGCUGCAGCAGUACGGCAUGGAUGUGCUGACGGUGGGUGUGCUGUCCAUCCUUCUCACAGCCCCGGUAGGAGCUCUUCUCAUAGGGCUCGCCGGACCUUACCUGCUACAAAAACCAAAGAACUCUGCCUGUGGCUCUGCUGCAGGAGGUGAAGAUGAAAAUGAAACUCCUGUCACCUAUGAGAGCACACUCUGACAUCACCUGUCUUCAUCCAGUAAGCAAGGACGUUUGAAGAGACUUCCCGGGUGCUUUAACACACCUUGGAUAUUUGAGAUCUCCUUUAGCCACAGAGUGGCUCUUAUUUGUCUCUCUAUCUGCUGGUCAGUUCCUGAUGUUUGCCAUGCUGCAGGAACACAUGAAUCACUCUGUUUUCAUAGCCUCUGGUGGUUUCCAGGCCUCAGGCUCCAAACAAAUGACCCACAUCCCAGCGGCUGUGUCAUGCUGUAUGACAGUCAACAAAAUGGGGUCUUGUUUCUGGUAAAAGUUAAUUUUUAAUCAGCUUUUUUAGUGUGAGACAUGAAUAUGGUUUACAGUUUUGUAAAUGUGGAUAUUUUUUAUCCCUGUCAUAUUCACUUGAAUUUGCCCAUUUUUAUGACUAAAUAUCAGUAAAUUAUUUAUUGUAUUUGUACUUGGAUAUGCUGUAUUUUUUUUUUUAGAAGAUUCCUUUUGAAGGGUUGCAUAAUUGAAUGCACUGAGUAGCAAUAUUUGUAUUGUUUUAAUUUAGACACACAAUUGACACACAUUUAAAGGGGAACACCAUCUAAAUGAAUUGAAAUGAAUUCCAAUAAGUAAUUUCAAUGGCCUAUAAAGUUCAAUCAAUAUUUGUGAGCUACAUUCUUUUAAAGCCAGAAACCAGAGAAGUAAGUCUCAAACUCAUCAAGUACAAAGUGUGAAGUUGCUCCAUAGACAAUGAAUUUGAGACACAAUGUUGUUCUUUUUUUUAUACUCAAAUGACCUUUAUUCUAUUGUGGUGUUCUCAUUUACUAAGAGCAUUCCCCUGGGUGCUCUGUGUCAUCUAUAACAUAUUUUCCAAUUCAUUGCCUAUGGAGCAGUUCCACACUUUAUAAUUGAAGACAUCACAAAUUUGAGAAAAUAGGCGUAGUUCCCCUUUACGUCUAGGUGUUCUGCACACAGUGCAACAUCUUUACAGUUUAGUGUAUUUUUGCAUGUUUAAAAAAAAAUUGUAUUAGCUGUGUAUUGGUAAUGAAAAGAAUUUGCGUAGUUGACAAAUACUCAGG